UGUAUUGUCUAUUUAUAGUUUGAUCAUGUGAUACAUGUAUUUUACAGCAAGAUGGCGGUGACCGAUGGAAAUUGGGAGUUCGAUAAAUUUGAUGAUGGUUCUACAAAAAUAGUUGGAGAGCUGCAGUUGAAGAAAUAUGGACUGUUUAUGGAAGAGUAUGCCACACAGCUGAGAGAGAUUGAGGAUGCAUUGGACGACUCCAUUGGAGAAUCCUGGGACUUUACUCUGGAUCCUAUAGCUCUCCAGCUUUUGCCAUAUGAACAGACAAAUCUGCUGCAGUUAAUAAGGACAGACAACAAGAUUUUUAACAAAAUCAUCACAGUUCUGGCGGCCCUGUGCUCGGAGAUGAGUGCCCUGAAGCAUGAGGCAGAGAAUAAGUUCUUCAAUGCACUUAUCUUUUAUGGAGAAGGAGAACCUGAGAAAGGUCUUGCUGAGGGCGAAGCACAAGUGCAGAUAGGGCGAAUCAUGCCGUUAAUCCAGGAGCUUUCCUGCUUUGUAAACAGAACCAAUGAAGUUGUGAAGAAUGUCGUUCAGCAGUUUGCCUGUCUGUUUUCUGUAGUAAGGAAUGGUCCUAAGCUGUUAGAUGUGAGUGAUGUCCACUUUCAGGUGGUAUAUGAACACCUAGGAGAUCUGCUGGGGGUGUUGAUUACACUGGAUGAAAUCAUCGAGAAUCAGGCCACACUGAGAGAUCACUGGACCCUGUAUAAAAGAAUGCUGAAAUCUGUCCACCAUGAUCCAGGGAAGUUUGGAAUUGCUCCAGAGAAGAUUCGACCAUUUGAGAAAUUGAUCAUGAAGCUAGAGGGUCAGUUACUGGAUGGGAGAAUAUUUCAGGAUUGUGUGGAGCAGCCCUUUGAUACACCCACAGUGUAUGUCAGUAAAAACCCAAACCUGGCCGAGGAGUUUGCCGUCAGCAUCAAAGAUUACUUAGCAGAGCUGGAAGCCAGAAUAGGAGAAGCUAAUGAGAUGGACCAGAGAUAUAAGUUUGUAGGACUCUGUGGUUUAUACAUCUUACAUUUCCAGAUAUUCAGAGUCAUUGACAAAAAAGUCUUCAAAAACAUAUGGGAUGUCCAUAAAAAGAUUCCAGCUAUACACCUGAUUGGUAACAUAGUGUGGUUCCCGACUGAGUUCCUGUUAAGUAAGAUGCCCCAGGUGGACAAACUGUUGGACAGGAAGGCCAAGGACGCAGUGACCACCACAAGGACAUCAUGGCUGACCCAGAGACAACAGAUGCUUACAAAAAUACACAUGGACCUUAAUAACAGAUGUGUUCUCUUCAUACAGGGAGUACUCCAUGCUUAUAACAUCAGUCACCUGGUGAGAACAACUAUGAACCUACAUGUCGCAAUGUCUAAACCGAUGACCAAGUCGUGCCUUCUCUCACUGUGUCGACUCAUUGAGCUACUCAAGGCUAUAGAACACACCUUCCAUGGGAGAACAAUGUUGAUUGCAGAGUCAGUGAAUCAUAUUGUACAGCAUCUUAGCUUCAUCUGCCUCAGUAGUAUUGGUGUGGCCAAGAAGAGGAUAACCUCAGACAAGAGAUACAGUGAGAGGCGACUUGACGUUUUAUCUGCCCUGGUUCUAGCCGAGACCGCAUUGAAUGGACCAGGUACCAAAGAGAGACGUUUGAUCACACAUCUAGCCUUGGCUUUAGGCACAAAAAUGAAAACAUUUAAAGAUGAUGAGUUACAAAAUUUGUUGGCAACAAUGAAGAAGAUGGAAGUUAUCUGUGACCUUAGGGAGAAAGUCAGACAGGCCUGUGACUGUACAUUCUUUUACUGGCAUCGAGUUAUCCUCCCCAACUACCUCACGGACAUGUGUGAAAAUGUCACAGACACCCACAGAAUACAUUACAUGUUUGGUGCCUUGAGAGACUGUGUUCCUAGAAUGGCUGCAGUUCGUCACAUGACAUCACCAAGGGAACUAAUGAAUGCCUAUGACAGAGAAGUUUAUGGAUAUUUCAAGGAGCACCUGUUGGAUCCCCUAUGUCAGUCCAUAGAGACAGACCUACGUCUACAGAUACACACACACCUACAGCUGGACGACAGAAAUCCAUUUAAAGUGGGUCUGAAGGAUCUGUCACACCUCCUCAAAGUCCGACCAAUCAGAUUGUUCGAUAGACUGAUCAAUAUCAAAGCUUAUGUAGAACAUUACCUGAACAAGACCUUCUACAACCUAACAACAGUAGCUCUCCAUGACUGGAAGACAUAUGGAGAGAUGAAGAACAUGGCCCAACAGAAGUACUGCUUAAGUCUGUUAGAAUCCCAUCUACCCAGUCAGACUCUGGAACAGGGAUUGGAUGUAUUAGAGAUCAUGCGUAACAUCCAUGUGUUUGUGUCGAGAUAUAUGUACAACCUAAAUAACCAAAUUUUUGUGGAGAGGUCAAGCAAUAAUAAGCAUCUGAACACAAUCAACAUCCGACAUAUUGCUAACUCCAUCAGGACCCAUGGAACUGGUAUCAUGAACACCACAGUCAACUUUACCUAUCAGUUCCUGAGGAAGAAGUUCUAUGUAUUCUCACAGUUUCUCUAUGAUGAGCACAUCAAGUCAAAGCUCAUAAAGGACUGGAAAUUCUUCAAGGAAAAUCACAUGCAAACUGAUCAAAAGUAUCCUGUGGAGAGAGCUGAUAAGUUCAACAAAAACAUCAAGAAUCUUGGCUUGACUCCAGAUGGAGAAAGUUAUCUGGAUCAGUUCAGAACCCUUAUAUCUCAAAUAGGGAAUGCCAUGGGUUACAUCCGUAUGAUCCGAUCUGGAGGUCUCCACUGUUGUAGCAAUGCCAUCCGAUUCAUUCCUGAUAUUGAGGACAUAGUGAGCUUUGAAGAUUUGUGUAAAGAGGAGAAUUUAUCUAUGGAGUGCCAAACUGCUGCCAAAAACUUAGACAACGUGGUUGGAAAUUUAGCCAGAAAUUUUGCAGAGGGAACUGAAUAUUUCAAAAUGCUAGUGGAUGUGUUUGCCCCAGAGUUCAGGAAUCCCAAGAAUAUGCAUCUUAGGAACUUCUUUGUAAUUUUACCUCCACUGACUGUGAACUUCAUUGAACAUUCCAUUAGUGUAAAAGAAAAAAUGAGCAGAAGGAACAAAGUUGGAGCAGCAUUUACAGAUGAUGGGUUUUCUAUGGGGGUGGCCUACAUCUUGAAGCUGUUGGACCAGUACCAGGAGUUUGAUUCACUUCACUGGUUUCAGUCUGUCAGAGAUAAAUAUAGAACAGAGAAGGAAAAACAAAAGCAGGCCUUAGCCAGCAGAGGUGACGAGAAAUCACAACAGACCAUCACCUUAACUGUCAAAAGACUGGAUCAGUACCAACAGGAAUAUGAUCUUUUGAACUACUCACUUAGCAGUGCUAGAAUAUUCUUCCGUGCUGAUAAAACUGCAGCGGAGGAACAUGAAGAAAAGAAGGAAGCUGGUGGACAGCAGGGCAGCAGUUCUGACCAGACCCCCGCCCCCAGCCAAGCUCCAGAGGCCCCAGCUGCAGAUUCUACAGGACCGCCCCCUCCAUCAGCCCCUGCGGCGCCCCCAGCUCCAGCCCCGCCCCCUCCAGCCCCCGCCCCUCCACCAGGUGGUGCCCCUCCCCCACCACCACCACCACCUCCCCCGCCCCCACCACCCCCACCCCCGCCACCACCAAUGUAAAGGAGAAAUGGACUUUCAAAGUGUUGGAGACUUUUCACAAGGAAGGACAUAUGUGCAAUGUAAUCCUAGAACAAGGACAUUCCAUGAUUUGAACCUAUUAUUUGAAAAACUUUAUUUGUCUUCAGUGCAGUUUGAUUCAUAAUAAGAAUCAUUAAAGGACAUUAAUUUGAAGAUGCUUAUAUUACUGCAAAAAAACUACUUGAACGUUUUUAUGAUAGACAAGCAUUAUUAUACAUACAAUAUUUAUUAUAAUAAACUUUAUUCAUUCAUAGCUGUGCCAAAUGAUGAAAUUGAACAAUGUUGCACUACUGCAGUACAAUAAAUUUAUAUAUGAAGACUGA
This is a messenger RNA of Saccostrea cuccullata (small rock oyster), 3965 nucleotides long. RefSeq names its product WASH complex subunit 4-like. The record is from RefSeq and is a predicted model, not a curated record. Gene Ontology annotation, biological process: endosome organization; endosomal transport. Lineage: Eukaryota; Metazoa; Mollusca; Bivalvia; Ostreida; Ostreidae. Gene Ontology annotation, cellular component: WASH complex; endosome. The coding region runs from base 52 to 3624 and encodes 1190 amino acids. The transcript has 35 exons.